Molecule: messenger RNA, 276 nt
Organism: Racocetra fulgida
Lineage: Eukaryota; Fungi; Glomeromycota; Glomeromycetes; Diversisporales; Gigasporaceae
Source: the annotation of a GenBank genome assembly
AUGACACUUUCAGAAAGGAAACGUGGAGAAAUUAUAUCUGCGCGAAAGUUAGGCAAGUCAUAUAGACAAAUUGCCAAACUUGUUGGUUGUGAUCCCAAGACAGUUGGAAAUGUGCUUAACCGACUUGAAAACCCAUCUCAAGUAUUGCCGGAUCGUCGAGGAAGACCACCAAUCUUAGACGAAUCGGCACAAGAUCGUCUAACGCAGCUUGUCUUAAGCGAUCGGCAUAUGAUUAAAAGACAAAUUCAAGCUGCAUUGGAACAGCAAGAGGGCAAA